Molecule: messenger RNA, 2315 nt
Organism: Ictalurus punctatus (channel catfish)
Lineage: Eukaryota; Metazoa; Chordata; Actinopteri; Siluriformes; Ictaluridae
Gene: ctsc
Product: cathepsin C
Exons: 7
Coding region: 160-1518 (452 amino acids)
Cellular component (GO): lysosome
Molecular function (GO): cysteine-type endopeptidase activity
Source: RefSeq, a predicted model, not a curated record
CACAUGAUAAGAGCGGGAAGUUGCCCAGUGUUGUCCAUGUUUGUGUUCUGGACGGGAAGAAAGACGCCAGGUGUCUCGACAGCUGACCGAGAGAGAGUGUGUUCUACUUGUGUCCAGACGUCCGUUGUUUAAAGCAGGAAGUGCGGGAGAGUGUGCGGGAUGAAGGCGUUUUUGCUGUGUUUGGUGGUGGUGUGCUGCUUUGGCGGCUCUUUGGGUGACACUCCAGCUAACUGUACUUAUGAAGAGCUGCUGGGAAGCUGGGUAUUCCAGAUCUCUACUGUGGGACAGGAUAAAAGCAUUGACUGCUCCACUGCUGGUCCGACAGUGAAAUCCGUGACUGUGCAUUUACAGAAAUUAUCUCAGGCUGUUGAUGAUCUUGGAAAUACCGGCUUCUUCACCAUCAUCUACAACCAGGGCUUCGAGGUGGUGCUCAACGAUUACAAAUGGUUCGCCUUCUUCAAGUAUUCCCAGGAGGGCUCUGUGGUCAAGAGUUACUGUGAUCAGACACUUCCUGGUUGGGUUCAUGACGUUCUGGGGAACAACUGGGCCUGUUUCACUGGGAAGAAAGUUCAACCUGUGGCUCCUAAAACCUACUACAUCCCUGCACCUGCCCCGUUCCUGCAGCUUUAUAAGCACGAUCUGAGCUUCGUGGAGCGCGUUAACUUGGUACAGAGCUCAUGGAAAGCCACGACCUACAGAGAACACGAGAUGUUCACCAUCCAGGAGCUAACACGGAGAGCCGGAGGCCGCAGAUCCCACUUCCCCCGACGCGUAAACUCCGCCCCCGUCACCCCAGAGCUUCGCAAGAUGGCCGCCGGUCUUCCAGAGCAGUGGGACUGGAGGAAUGUGAAUGGAGUCAAUUACGUCAGUCCAGUACGCAAUCAAGCGUCGUGUGGUAGCUGCUACUCGUUUGCCACGAUGGGGAUGCUGGAGUCACGGAUCAGAGUCCAGACCAACAACACUCAGCAGCCGAUCUUCAGCCCUCAGCAGGUCGUCUCCUGCUCACAGUAUUCCCAAGGAUGCGACGGCGGUUUCCCGUACCUGAUCGGAAAAUAUGUUCAGGACUUCGGCGUCGUCGAGGAGAAGUGCUUCCCUUACACCGCCAAAGAUUCUCCCUGCUCCGUCUCGGCCGACUGUCCUCGCAACUACGUUUCCGACUACCACUACGUCGGCGGCUUCUACGGCGGGUGCAACGAGGCGGCCAUGAUGGCCGAGCUGGUGAGGGAUGGGCCGAUGGGCGUGGCCUUUGAGGUUUACCCCGACUUCAUUCACUACAGAGAGGGCAUCUACCAUCACACGGGUCUGCGUGACUCCAUCAACCCUUUCGAGCUGACCAAUCACGCAGUGCUGCUGGUGGGCUAUGGGCGGAGCCAGGAGACAGGCGAGAAGUACUGGAUCGUGAAGAACAGCUGGGGAACCGGUUGGGGCGAAGACGGCUACUUCCGCAUCCGGCGCGGGACCGACGAGUGCGCUAUAGAGAGCAUCGCCGUGGCAGCCAAACCAGUCACUCAGCUGUGAGGUCACUUCCUGUUUGGUUUGGCAUCGAGGAGCAUGUGUGUGCGUGUGUAUGUCUGCCGUUUACGAUUGUGAUUGAAUACUGCAAUUCAAGAUUGUCUUUUUGGUUUUUUUUGUUUUUUAAAAAGGGAAAUUUUAAGAUAAGCUGCUGUCGCUUUAAACGUGAUCCGACUUGACUGUGUCCCAAAUCCUUCCUUUGGUUUACGACUAUAACGUGAUGAAGGCAUUUGGGAUUAUGGUCACGAGGUACAAAACGCAGUGACGUCAGCGGUUAUUUUAAAAUGUACUCUCGAUUGGUAACCAGUCAGAUUGAAAUAAUUCUAUAGUAAUUUAAUAACUAAAUUUGUUUAUAAAUCCUUUUAUUCAGUUCAUUUCACUCUGGUGCCUUCGAUAAUCUGGACCGAUCUGCUUUAUUGGAAAGGGGAUUUAGUUUUUUUUUUUUUUUUUGGUUUUUCCCACGCUCAUUAGCUAAAGCUGCUAGCAUGUGUUCAUUGUUCAUGGCUCUGUCCCAAUCCCAUUUCAUCACUUCAGUCUAAUAACUGACCCUUGCUCCUCUAGCAGAUUUAAAAGGUGGUAUAAAGGGACGCAGUGUUUGAUUAGAAUUUUUUUCAGGUGUUGUGUACAAAUCGUUUGUCGAACACAAAACACACACGUGGCUGUAUUUCAGUUUUAAAUUCUCAUGACUACCUUGCGAUUUAAAAACGUUCGGAUGUCGAGAUUUGAUUUUUUAGAACUGAUGAAUUUUAUGCUGAUUUUUUAAAAAAAAAUUCUGUGCAAUAAAAACUGCUUUUGAAAAAUUG